Pelodiscus sinensis (Chinese soft-shelled turtle) is the source of this 5956-nucleotide messenger RNA. RefSeq names its product solute carrier family 26 member 9 (gene SLC26A9). Gene Ontology annotation, biological process: transmembrane transport. Gene Ontology annotation, cellular component: membrane. The record is from RefSeq and is a predicted model, not a curated record. NCBI's taxonomy places the organism in Eukaryota, Metazoa, Chordata, Testudines, Trionychidae.
ACAAGCCAAUCAGACGCCAAGCACAGCCCUCAGUCCCCUUGACUGAGGUGAUUUAUAAAUGACUCACUGGUUUAUAUUUGAGCACAGUCCUCUGCCUUCUGCACACCUCUACCUGAGGAGCAACUCUCUGCCUCGGCUUUCUUGGCACCUCUGCAGCUCCCCUAGCAGAAUUAGCCCUUUCUUCUCUCCAGCCAAGGGGAAGCGAUGAACCACGCCAGACCUCGCUACUCCAUCGAGCGUCCUGCGUACUCAGUUGACCUCUUCGAUGAAGAGUUUGAGAAGAAAAAGAGAAGUUACCCACUUGGGGAAAAAGUGAAGAACCUUUUCAGAUGUUCGUCAUCCCGAUUCAAACGCAUCAUCUACAGUCUGUUCCCAAUACUUGCUUGGCUCCCCAAAUAUAAAAUUAAAGACUACAUUUUGCCCGAUGUCCUGGGUGGAAUCAGUGCAGGGACCAUUCAAGUGCCACAAGGGAUGGCCUUUGCACUGCUGGCCAGUCUGCCUCCUGUCAACGGGCUCUACUCCUCCUUCUUCCCUUUGAUACCAUACUUCAUCCUCGGUGGCAUCCACCAGAUGGUCCCAGGCACCUUUGCUGUCAUCAGCAUUAUCGUGGGGAACGUCUGCCAUGAACUGGCUCCUGAAUCCGAUUUCGAGUACCUCAACCACACCACCAACGAGACCAGCGUCAACACCACAGCCAUGGAGGAAGCCCGCCUGGAGAUCUCCGCCACAUUAGCGUGUCUGACAGCCAUCAUACAAAUCUGUCUGGGAUUCGUGCAAUUUGGCUUCGUGGCCAUCUACCUCUCGGAAUCCUUCAUCCGGGGCUUCAUGACUGCAGCCGGCCUCCAGAUCCUCAUCUCGGUGCUCAAAUAUGUCUUCGGCCUGGCCAUUCCUGCCUACACGGGGCCCUUGGCCAUCGUCUAUACAUUUAUCGAUAUUUGCAAAAAUCUCCCCAAGACCAACGUGGCCUCCUUGGUCUUCUCCCUGAUCAGCGCGGUGCUGCUGAUUAUCGUGAAAGAGCUCAACAUGAAGUACAUGAAGAAGAUCCGGGUACCCAUCCCUAUGGAGAUUGUCAUAGUCAUAGUAGCCACUGCGAUCUCUGGAGGCUUGAACAUGCCGGAGAAAUACAACAUGCCAAUUGUUGGGAAGAUUAAGAUGGGCUUUCCAGAUCCCACCCUCCCCCUGGUGAGUAAGUGGAAAGAUAUGAUUGGCACUGCUUUCUCCCUUGCCAUUGUGGGCUACGUGAUCAACCUAGCCAUGGGACGGACGCUGGGAACCAAACACGGCUAUGAUGUGGACCCCAACCAGGAAAUGCUUGCCCUGGGUUGCAGUAACUUCUUCGGAUCCUUUUUCAAAAUCCACGUGAUUUGCUGUGCUCUGUCCGUCACCCUAGCUGUGGACGGGGCUGGAGGAAAAUCUCAGAUGGCAAGUUUCUUUGUGGCGCUGGUGGUUAUGAUAACCAUGCUGGCUUUGGGAGUCUACCUCGACCCCCUUCCAAAGUCUGUACUGGGAGCCCUGAUCGCAGUGAACCUGAAAAAUUCCCUCAAGCAGCUGGCUGAUCCCUUCUACCUGUGGAAGAAAAGCAAGCUGGACUGUUUGGUCUGGCUGGUGAGUUUCCUGUCGGCUUUCUUCUUGGGCCUGCCAUUUGGACUCGCCGUCGGAGUGGGAUUUUCUGUGCUGGUGGUGGUGUUCCACACACAGUUUCGUAAUGGCUCCGCUCUGGGUCAAUUAACUUCCACCGACAUUUACAAGAACCCCAAAGACUACAAUAAGGUCUCUGAACUCGACGGAAUUAAAAUUGUGACCUAUUGCUCCCCGCUGUACUUUGCCAACUCAGAGAUAUUCAGAGAGAAGGUUAUAGCAAAGACGGGGGUUGACCCCGGCAAAGUGUACUUAGCCAGGAAAAAAUACGUGAAACACCAGGAGAAGGCGGCGGCAUCACAAAAAACUCCGAAGCUGCAAAAAAUGUUCUUCAGGAACAGCAAGACCUUGUCCGUGCAAGAGCUGCAGAAAGAUUUUGAAAUCACCUCUCCGACGGACACCAACAAUAACCAAACCACCGCCAACGGCAACAGCAUCUCCUACGUCACAUUCCACCCACCUGCCAACAGCGCCGGGCAGGUCAAUACCUCAAGUGAGCUGGGCAGCAUCGCGAGCCACCGGGGCAGCAACGGCAGUGUCAUCCCAGCGGCAAACGUCGACCCCAUGACCACUGCACCCCCCUACGUCAGCUUCCACACCAUUAUCCUGGACAUGAGCGGCGUGUGCUUUGUGGAUCUGAUGGGCACAAAAGCUUUGGGGAAGGUGUGUUCCAGCUAUCAGAAGAUUGGGAUUAAAGUUUUCCUGGCCAACGUGCAUGCCCAGGUGUACCACGACAUUAGCACGGGCGGCGUCUUCGAAGAAGGGGGGCUGGACCAAAGUCACAUCUUCUUGACCAUCCAUGAUGCUGUUCUCUUUGCGCUGGCAAAUGCCAGAGGAGACUUCCGCUCGCCUGGUUUAGAAAAGAAACCAAGUCAGACAGAGCUCUCCAUGUACGAUGAAUCUGUAGACGAAAGCAGUACCGAAUUCAAGAACCUAGAGGAGGAGAUGUUCGGAACCAUGUUCCAUUCGGAGGCCCAGACGGCUCUGUGAGCACACGGGGGAAUGUCCAAGUGCCAGCACAGCCUCCGGAACAGACAUAUUCCUUUAUGAAGAAGUGUCCCCCCUUUGGACUGUGCACAAUACAGCCUUUCCGUGCUUCCAGCCCGGUGUAGCAAUGAGUUUGCGAGGCAACGGGCCACUUUUCUUCCCGACAGCCUCUCUCCUCCUCCCGUGUGUGUGCAAUUCAGAGCAAUGGACUCUUGGAGCAGGUCGCAUAACACAACAGGAACCAGGACCUCAGGAAAUACUGUUCAACUAGCUGCAGAAGAGCAGCAACUUUAAUGGCAAGUGCCUCACAGCAGAAAGAUUAUUCAUAUUAGUCAUCACUGUCAACCCUAUCUCCAUCUCUCCUCCUCCAGAAGCUACUCGCAUACCCACCCGUAUGGACUGCAUAACACAGACACCGCCUUUAUUUUGCUUUCUUUUUACAAUGAGGUGAAAUAUAUGGAAAUGUGACGAGCGUUUCCUGGCUUUGAUUCACAACCAGAAAUAAUCCUCUCAAGAUGAAGUGACACACAUUUGCAUGGUGAUAAUAUUUUAAAAUGUGCAGUGACUUUUUAGGAAUCCCGCACACUGAAGAUAAGCCUCUGAAUUGCUUGGGGUUGCCACCCAGAACCACCUCUGUAGUCUCUAUCACCCUACAGGCCCUCCUGUGCUGUCUUCUCUACUAUCAGGUACCAUUAACUGACUGGUGCUGCAUUUUCUGUGAGCCUAACAUCCUUGAUCCCACUGCAUGGAAGUAAUGCUGCAUUCUGUAUUACAUGCACAGAUUAUUUUGGGAAGUUAGGCUCCGUUAGUUAACAGGACCAACGGCUCCUACUUGCUCUAACAGGAGUUAUAUGCAUACACUGGCCUUCCGAAUAGUUUGGGUACUUAAAUUGUAUUCAAAGCACUGACAGAAUUAGGGUCUGAUUCAAGGCCAUUGAAAUAAAGGAGAAUCUUGCCUUGUACUUUAUGUAGGCCUUCAUCGCUAGGCCUUUAGUUAAGAGAUAUCAUGAGAGUAGCUAUUCCUGUGGUAUUUUUGAUGUUUCCUCUUCCUAUUCUCAGGACCUGGACAUCACUAAAAAGUUUGGUUUAGACUCAGCUAUAGUUUUUCCUAGCUGGUUUGCCCACCCCUCACAAAUUCAGAGACAGGCAGAGAGAGAUCCUUCAGAUAAGUGCAGUGGCUUUUGAUGAUGCUGUAAUUCAGGAGCAGUGUAAUUAAAAUCUGAGCACAUUUUGUAUGCUCUUGUGAUACAAUAAGCUCUUGUGAUACCCAGCACUAAAUUCUCCAAGCUUGGAGCUUCAAACUGAAGAGAUUUUAGGAAAUCACCUAAAAGAGAAGAGAAACUUCCUCUGCUGUGUUUGCUAUGGUGUCUGGUCCCUCAUGCACUAGAUGAAUUUGAAUAAAAAUCACCACAAACUGAUGCUAUCAAGACAACCUACCUCUUGGGCAAAAAAGCCUUACUCGAUAACCCAUAGACAGACAGAUGAUAUCUUUAAAAAAAAUACAAAACAUAAUACUUUUAUAUAUAAAAGUGUGAGUGAUGCUAAUAACUUGCUAUUUUAGUUUUCUAUUAUAGUUCUGCCUUUUCAGCCCCAUAUUGAUUCUCUGAAGCCUAUGAUUACAGGGAAUGCAUUAAAAGUAUAUGUAAAUGCUGAAAAAAUAUAUAGCAUGUUGAGGAUUAAAUGGACACUUAUUAGGUUUUGUAAAAAACAAUUUUACAAAAAUUAAAAUUAGCAGAAUUCACUGCAUGAUCUUUUUAAAGUUCUGAUGAAAACAGUUGUUUGUCUGGAGUUUAAAUUUUCCCCUGCCGUGUUUCCAGCAGUGGGAUAAAACAUAAAGGCCAACAAACAAAUCUGAGUAGAAACAAAUAUGAAACUGACCAGUCUGUUUUUCCAGAAUGAAAAAAUAAAUAAUGGUCUUAAUAAUGGAAAGGAAACUUGAUUUUAAAAAGUUAUUUCUGAUCUAAUCACUUAAGAUGUUAAUAACACUUGUGUUUUAAUACAUGGUUUUGAAUCUGUUUAAUUUAUAAAACACUCUUAAGCCACCCUGAUAAAAGGGUCUUUGAGAUAACAUUAUCGGGGAAAGAAAAUAGAGUUGUACGGUGGCUCCGAGAUAAAUGAUGCCCCAAUUGCAAUGAAAAUAGAGCUGCAUGACUCAUCAAGACUAGGCAAACAUUCCAUUCCAUCAGAACUGCCCGAGUUUUGUGUGACACCUCAUUAAUUAAGUCACUGCUGCUCUGCCUCAGUCUCUGAUUACAUGGCCCAGGAGAAAGUUAUUAAAUAAAUAGAAGAACGUUUUCUUGAGCUGGGAGAAGAACACACUAAAAUCACACUUCUCCUUUUGAGCUUAGUGAGACACAUAAUUUUGGUGGAACAGUCAUGUCCUACAAGCUAAGAUCAGGACAUUAAUUCUUUCAAAUUAUCCUUGAAACUAAUGCACUGUAAUUAAUUCCUCUCCAUCUACUUCUCUGCUGCCUGAACAUUCCUCCUUCUUGCUGUUUUGAAUAAACAAACAGCUUGGUGCAAUGGAACAAGGGUCUUUGUCAUUCUAAUGAAUGAAUAUAUCUAGCUCUGCCGUAACCUCACUCUGAAUUGGUGAUAUCCCUAGCAGCAAUUCAGGAAUCAGAGUGAAUCUGUUACAGAUUCAGCUCACAGUCCUAUAGGCCUGAUAGCCAAAAUGUAUCAGUUCAAGCAGAAGGAACCUCCGAGUGGCAAAUCCCUGUGCAAAAGAUGUAUUGUUACCUUUGCAGUUCCUAGCAGCAAGACUGAUGGGAUGUCAAGAAUGGUGCCAUGAAAGUAGUGGCAACCAUUACAUACCAUGCCACCUUGAAGACUCAGAGGGAUACUUGGCUUCUUUUGUGCCAAUUCUGGUGACAAAUGAUUCCCUCAGCAGUUGACAGAUGGUAUUUUUUAAGGCAAAACUCCUGUCACCAUUUUGCUACUGAGUAGCACUCAUGUUUUAGAUGCAGAGCCUUGACAAGCCUAUGGCUUCUAGAAUGUUAGUUUGGAAGGCAACAUUCACCGAUCUGAGCAAAACAGAAUGAUAAGUUGGCAUGACUUGCAUUUCUCUUCCAAUGGUUCUAUGUGGCCAGCUCAGAAAGCUUCAUUUCCAGGGUGUCUUACAAGGGAACUAAAGAAACUCAGAGAGUCCAUUGGGGGUGGAAAAUUCUAAACUUCCAAUGACCUGUUAUGUCUCUGAAAGUCUAGUGAUAUUAAUAUGUAAUGACUUUGAAGCCUUAUUUGAUACCUGCAUGAUGCAUAACCAGCUCAAAAUGUUUGUGUAAUUUAUUUAAUUUAAUAUUGGUUUGGUUCUUUUUUUUUAUAAUAAACAAUA